UAGUUAAAUUAUUUCAAAUUUAAUGAAAAACCAUACAAAAUCUGACUGUUACAAAUCUUUUCGGACUGGGAAUUGGUUGACUACUCACACAGAUACUAGUCCCUACACAAUCGCAGCUUCCCGCGACAACAAUGGUGAGAGCGGCGGUGCGAGAUUCCCCUCCUCCUACAAAGAAGAAGAAACAGGAUGAGAAGCACGUGGAGCGUACGCGCCUCAAAACCAUUGCCGUCAAGAAGAAGAUGCUCUCAGUGAUUCCAGCCAAGGGUUUCACGCCUCUAAACCCCACUAAUCAGGUCAUCAAACACCACGGUAAAGACAUUAUUCGCAAAUCGUCGCAGCGGAGGAACCGCUUCCUGUUCUCAUUUCCCGGUCUUCUUGCACCUUGUGGCGGCGGUGGCAAGAUCGGUGAACUGAAGAAUUUGGGUACCCAGAACCCUGUUCUUUACCUUGAUUUUCCUCAGGGUCAAAUGAAGCUGUUUGGAACUAUCGUGUACCCAGAGAACAGGUACUUGACUUUGCAGUUUUCUAGAGGUGGGAAGAACGUCAUAUGUGAAGAUUAUUUUGAUAACCUGAUUGUGUUUUCUGAUGCAUGGUGGAUUGGGAAAAAAUAUGAGAAUCCAGAUGAACUUCGACUUGAGUUUCCAAAAGAACUAAGUGAGGGACAAAAUUUGGAGCAAAACUUCAAAGGUGGUGUGGGUGCAGCAUCUGUAAAUAAGCAAGGUGUUUUGAAGAGUGUAAUGAAAGGUUCAGAGGAAGAGUCCACUGAACUUGAGUCUGAAGAUGAUAUUUCAGAUGUUGAAAUGAAAUUUAAAGAUAAGAUGGAAGUGACGCCUGUUCGACACUCUGAGAGAACUGCUGGAAAAAGAUUCAUAUUUGCAGAAGUUUCUUCAGAAGAUGAUCCUGCUGGAAGUGAUGCUGAUGUGUCUGAGGGAGAUGAAAAGAAAGGUGAUAUUUCAACCAGCAAAAAAACUAAUGUGACUAAGUCCAAGCAACCCUCAACCAGUCAUCGUGGUGUACUUGUCCAAACAACCAUAUCAACAUUAUUCAAUAAAGUGGAGGAAAAGGCUGAAGACCCUCAGAAAAAGGGAAAACUGAACACUGAAAAAUCCACUGGGACAGAAAGUACAGCUAAGGAGAACGAAUAUGAGUUUGGAGAUGAAAACAUUGCAGGAUGCUCAAGCCCUCAGGCUUCAAAUGGAAGUGGAGGUUGGGCUGCUUUUUGAGAUAUGACACAAAUGCAAGUGUUACAGAAAAAAUGCCAAAUCAAGUCUCAAGCAUGAGUAUUACUCCUCGGCAUAAACGUGGCAGCGGGGGAGAAUUUCAGAAGUUUCGAAGAACAAACUUACUUCUCUAAUCGUGUCGUAGAAAUUGGCAAAUAUAGCUACAAUCAUAGUUGAAUCCAACAAUUAUCACCAUUGUUGCAAUGUCCAAAGAGAGAGUUAUGAGUGAAAUAUUGUCUGCUUGCUCAAAAGUGGCUACCUUACAGAGCUCUGCUUGUGUGAAAUAAGAAGAUAGAUGUUGUACUUAGUACUUGAUACACAGUUGUUCUUCCAAAUAACCUUAACUUGUUAUGUAAACUAAGAUGUGUUAUUGAUGUAGUAAUUUUAGCAGCCCUUGUUAAUUGUUUGUUUGCUUCUGACAUUUU
Messenger RNA from Pistacia vera, 1645 nucleotides. RefSeq names its product DNA-binding protein RHL1. Gene Ontology annotation, biological process: DNA endoreduplication. The transcript has 10 exons. The coding region runs from base 132 to 1223 and encodes 363 amino acids. The record is from RefSeq and is a predicted model, not a curated record. Gene Ontology annotation, molecular function: DNA binding. NCBI's taxonomy places the organism in Eukaryota, Viridiplantae, Streptophyta, Magnoliopsida, Sapindales, Anacardiaceae.